UGUGUGUUUCAGUACGUAGAGGAUAACCCGUGUGUGUGUGUGUGUGUGUGUGUUUCAGUACGUAGAGGAUAACCUUGCCGUCAUGUCCAUUGGCUUCCUACUCAGUAGUCCUGACGAUGCGGUUAUAUGGAGAGGACCCAAGAAGAACGGGAUGAUCAAGCAGUUCCUGCGUGACGUUGACUGGGGGGAUCUGGAUUACCUCAUCGUGGACACGCCCCCUGGCACCUCUGACGAGCACCUGUCUAUCGUCCAGUACCUUAGCUCCGCCCACAUCGACGGGGCCGUCAUCGUCACCACCCCGCAGGAGGUAUCUCUUCAGGAUGUAAGGAAGGAGAUCCGGUUCUGUCAGAAGGUUCAGCUGCCCAUCAUAGGAGUGGUGGAGAACAUGAGUGGAUUUGUCUGUCCCAAAUGCAAGAACACGUCUCAGAUCUUCCCCCCCACCACUGGAGGAGCAGAGAGGAUGUGUGAAGAGAUGAACCUUACUCUGUUAGGACGAGUCCCACUGGACCCCAGGAUAGGUAAGAGUUGUGAUGAAGGGAAGUCCUUCCUGACUGAAUUCCCAGACUCCCCUGCUGCUGCUGCCUACCGCACUAUAGUACAGAGUAUCCAGGCCUACUGCUUGUCCCAUGUGACACGGGAGGAGAGUGCUGGCUAGAAGCCCGUCUGGAGGGAGCCAUGUCGCUCUUGGAUGCCAGGGGACAGAUCACGUGUCAAGGGUCCUACUGUCUGGUGAAUUUUUGUAAUAAACCAACAUGCUCUGGUUAAUAACUGAUCAAGGAUCAGCCCCCCCCCCCCGCCCCCCCUAGUGUCUCAGAGUAGUUCUGCUGAUCUGGGAUCAGGGCCCCAUUCACAAAAGUGUACUGUUACUGAGACUGUGUGAAUAUUGGACCUGAUCCUAGGUCAGUUCUGUUACUUUGAGACUGUUUGUGAAAUGGGUCCAGGUCUCUGACCUUUUUUUUAAAGGGAUAGUUAACCUAAAACGAUGUAUUGUUUUUCCUGACCCUGUAAACAGUCUUGGGACAAAGUAAAACAGCAAUCCAUGCUCUGGUUUUGUCUACCUGGA
Molecule: messenger RNA, 1063 nt
Organism: Coregonus clupeaformis (lake whitefish)
Lineage: Eukaryota; Metazoa; Chordata; Actinopteri; Salmoniformes; Salmonidae
Product: cytosolic Fe-S cluster assembly factor nubp1-like
Exons: 6
Coding region: 83-655 (190 amino acids)
Biological process (GO): iron-sulfur cluster assembly
Cellular component (GO): cytosol
Molecular function (GO): ATP-dependent FeS chaperone activity; ATP binding; iron-sulfur cluster binding
Source: RefSeq, a predicted model, not a curated record